UUCUUUGCCCCUGAAUCCAGAUCUCUGUCUUUUUUGGUUUUAAGUCUUUGCCUUAUGAUAGUCCUAUGUCUUUCAGGAACUUCUGUUUUUCACACAUGUAGCUAUUUUGUAUAUUUGAAGAUAUUAUAUUAUUCUGAUCAGGAUAUUUGCUGGAUACAAUAAAGCUAUCAGAAUUUUUGAGGUUCAUCGCCCAGGGAGAGAUUUUGAACAACACUCGACUGUUUUAGGAAACAAAGAAGGCCAAUCAGGUAUUAUAUCUUCUAUUGCUUUUUCCCCCACUUCUUCUGGUAUGCUGGCUGUGGGCUCCUACAACCAGACUACUGCUAUAUACAGAUAAGACAAUAUGGAACUGCUGUAUGUGUUGCAUGGCCAAGAAGGUGGGGUUACACAAGUUCAGUUUUCUAAGGAUGGAAACUAUUUGUACUCUGGGGGACGGAAGGAUCCUUAUAUUCUAUGCUGGGAUAUUCGCAAAACUGUUGAUAUUGUCUACAAACUAUAUCGAUCAUCUGAAAGCACCAAUCAGAGAAUACAAUUUGCUAUUGAACCUCUUGGUCGAUAUCUUGGAACUGGUGGUCAGGAUGGUCUGGUGCAUAUCUAUGAUCUUCAGACCGGGGAGUGGGUAUCAAGCUUUCAAGCGGCACUAGGUUCACUCAUCCUCCUCUUUAUACCUGUCUGCUUAAUUAGAAAGAUUAUAUUCCUCAGGUUCUUGGUCGGUGAAGGGGCCCAUAUGUGGGCGAAGUCCAAGGGUAUUGCGACUGAUGGCACUAUAGAGGAUGCGGAUGAGUGGUUGGUGAAUUUUGAGCGUGCGCAGGCUGAGAUUGCUAAGAUACGAGAAUUGGAUGAUGACGAGGAUGAGAACACUGAUACUUCUGCUGAGAAUUUUGGAGAUUGA
Salvia miltiorrhiza (redroot sage) is the source of this 892-nucleotide messenger RNA. RefSeq lists its product as uncharacterized. Lineage: Eukaryota; Viridiplantae; Streptophyta; Magnoliopsida; Lamiales; Lamiaceae. The coding region runs from base 344 to 892 and encodes 182 amino acids. The record is from RefSeq and is a predicted model, not a curated record. Gene Ontology annotation, molecular function: protein binding. The transcript is spliced from 7 exons.